Messenger RNA from Cololabis saira (Pacific saury), 1675 nucleotides. Its product is annotated as protein PRRC2C-like. The record is from RefSeq and is a predicted model, not a curated record. Lineage: Eukaryota; Metazoa; Chordata; Actinopteri; Beloniformes; Belonidae. The transcript has 3 exons. Bases 208 to 1041 code for a protein of 277 amino acids.
CAGCUGCAUCUGCUCCUCAGUUUUGCUGGAUUCUCUGAAAGCAGUUAUGCUGUGUGUUCCCGUCGGAGUUAAUCUUUUUAUUUCGUUUUCUUAACAGUGCUAAACAACAGAUUCCAUGCGGUUUGCAGAGCGGGUGUUAAUGGAGACUACAUUCACACUGUUAGUUUAUUUUGUGACUGUACAGAUUCACUGGAAGUAGGAUCAAGGAUGCCUCGGAGGAAUUGGAAGCUAAAACUUUUAGAGAAGCCGAUGGGAGGUGGUAGAGUCAAACGCUCCUUUUUGAAAAAAACUACUCUUUUUCAAAACCCAUACUCCAGAGUGAACUCUGCUGUCCCUGCUGCGUCAACGGAGGCGGUGCCACAUGUGAACUCUGCCGUCCCUAGUGCGUCAACGGAGGCUGUGCCACAUGUGAACUCUGCUGUCCCUGCUGCGUCAACGGAGGCUGUGCCACAUGUGAACUCUGCUGUCCCUGCUGCGUCAACGGAGGCUGUGCCACAUGUGAACUCUGCUGUCCCUGCUGCGUCAACGGAGGCUGUGCCACAUGUGAACUCUGCUGUCCCUGCUGCGUCAACGGAGGCAGUGCCACAUGUGAACUCUGCUGUCCCUGCUGCGUCAACGGAGGCUGUGCCACAUGUGAACUCUGCUGUCCCUGCUGCGUCAACGGAGGCUGUGCCACAUGUGAACUCUGCUGUCCCUGCUGCGUCAACGGAGGCAGUGCCACAUGUGAACUCUGCUCUCCCUGCUGCGUCAACGGAGGCUGUGCCACAUGUGAACUCUGCUGUCCCUGCUGCGUCAACGGAGGCUGUGCCACAUGUGAACUCUGCUGUCCCUGCUGCGUCAACGGAGGCUGUGCCACAUGUGAACUCUGCUGUCCCUGCUGCGUCAACGGAGGCUGUGCCACAUGUGAACUCUGCUGUCCCUGCUGCGACAACGGAGGCUGUGCCACAUGUUGAACAGGAGGAGGCUAGCUCUAAUGAAGAGACCGCAUACAGUAAAUCAAAGGCAAAAGAGCUGUGUGGUUUGGAAGUCACUGAAGCCUGAACUGUUUCGUGUGUCGCUGGAAACUGCUGCACCAUCAUCGAAUGUUUGCUUCGUUUGCAAAGAGCAUGCAGGAUAUAGGUGUCGGGAGUGCAGUCACACGAUAGUCUGCUGUGAAACCUGUGUUAAGGCGACACAGAAAUUCCCUGCAUCUUCCUGAAAAAUGGAACGUUAGUACUUGUUCACAAUGGUAUAGAAAACAACUCUUGAAGUGAUCAUUUUGGACCUUUUUCUGACUUUAUUCAAAGUAGGCAUAACAGUUUUUCCUGUGUUCUACUCUUCUUUCCCUAUACUAUAGAAAACCAGCUCUCACAAAAUCAACUAAAAGCUUUGAUGUGAAAAGUAGUGAAUUCAACUGCAUCUACAAGAUAUUGGAGGAUGUAUUAUCAUGUAUCAUAACUAUUAUACGCAAUUCUUUGUCUUUAUACCGGUGCUGAUGUCAGGUGUUUUUUUCCAUCUUUGUUUCUCCUUCAAUUUCUGUACAUUUGUGCGUUGGGUAUUUCAAUUUCCCUAAGGGAACCUCUCAAAGGGAUUGAUAAAGUCAUCUAUCUAAUCACUUUGUGAGUGUGAUGUUUAAUAGUUUUGUCCUCUUCAUGACUUUCAGAGGUUCAAAACCGACUUCAACUGUAAUGUAGUU